Elaeis guineensis (African oil palm) is the source of this 2017-nucleotide messenger RNA. RefSeq names its product pentatricopeptide repeat-containing protein At2g20710, mitochondrial. Gene Ontology annotation, cellular component: mitochondrion. NCBI's taxonomy places the organism in Eukaryota, Viridiplantae, Streptophyta, Magnoliopsida, Arecales, Arecaceae. The record is from RefSeq and is a predicted model, not a curated record. Gene Ontology annotation, molecular function: protein binding.
AGUAAACGAGGGUUUAAACCCCUCCCAAAAACCCCCAGCCAAGACCGUGCCUUCUCCCUUUCGAGCCUUCAGCCACAGAGUGCAGCAUCGUUAACAGUGAGAGAGCCGUCAUGAAGCUUUUUGGCUCCUCCAAUGGAGCCCGUCCUUUGUACCUGCUUCAAUCUAGGGUUAGGGUUAGGGUCAAGGCCGGUUUUGGGGCUUUCCUUUCCACGGAAGCGCUCCGCCAACCGGCCGACAAGGGCUGGACCGACACCCUCUACCACCGGGUGGUGCUGGUGGCGGACCCCAGGAUAUCGGUCGUUCCCGUUCUGGAUAGAUGGGUCGAGGAGGGAAAGCCCGUGGAGAAGACAGACCUCCAGUCGAUGGUCAAGCGGAUGAUGGACUUCCGGAGAUACUCUCACGCCCUCGAGAUAUCUAUGUGGAUGAGCGACCAGAGGUAUUUUCCCUUAACACCAGGUGACCUGGCUUAUCGGCUGCAACUUAUCAAUAAAGUUCGUGGGCUUGAACAUGCAGAGAAUUAUUUCAAUAACAUACCCAGAGGAUUAAAACACUAUCAGCCAUAUGGUGCUCUUCUCAGGUGCUAUGCAGAAGAGAAAUCUGUUGAGAAAGCAGAGGCUCUUUUUGAGAAAAUGAAGGAGUCAAAUAUGCUCUCAUCUUUUGUGUACAAUAUGUUAAUAAAACUCUAUUCUGGCAUUGGGGAACUUGGUAAAAUAGAUGCCACAUUCCAAGAAAUGGAAGAGGAAGGAAUAUUUCCUGAUUUUUUCACCUAUAAUUUUCUAAUGGAAGCGUAUGCCAGCACUUCCAACAUCAAUGGGAUGGAAAAAAUUCUGAAAAGGAUACAAGAUCCUAAAGUACCUGCAAAUUGGCACAUAUAUGCUGUUGCUGCUAAGGGUUAUACGAAAAUAGGGUUAAUGGAUAAAGCCUUAGCAGCACUGAAAGAAUCAGAGAAACAUAUCCCUCGAAAGAAGGGUCGAUUUGCUUAUGGGUUUAUACUCUCUGUAUAUGCUGAUGUCGGCAACAAAGACGAGGUACACCGAGUAUGGAAUUCAUGCAAAGCAAGAGAGAAGUUAUCCAACACAAUAUACAUGUGCAUGAUAAGUGCGCUACUGAAGUUAGACGAUAUUGAGGGUGCAGAGGCUAUCUUGAAGGAGUGGGAAAUCCGGUUUGAUUUCUAUGAUUUCCGGGUGCCAAAUCUGCUUAUUGGUGCUUAUUGUAGGAAAGGUCUUCUAGGGAAGGCAGAAUCACUAGUAGGUCAGGCCAUUGAGAGUGGAAGGACACCUUUGGCUAAUACAUGGGACCGUUUAGCAGGUGGGUAUUUUAGAGAAGGUCAGACUUUAAAAGCAGUUGAGAUGAUGAAGAAGGCAUUACAAAUGACAGGGCAAACUGUAUGGAAGCCAAAUCCUGCGAAUGUUCUUGCCAGCUUGGAGUACUUCAGAGAUCAGAAGGACGUGGAAGCAGCAGAGGAGUUUGUAAAAAUGUUAAGGCAUCUGGGCCUUUUGACGAAGGAAAAUUAUCUCUGCUUGCUGAGGACUUACUUGUUAGCUGGGAAACCAGUCACCGAUUUGCUGGAGCAGAUGAAAGAGGAUGGCUUGAAUCUAGACGAUGAAACACAAAAGGUUCUGGAAGAGAAAAACAACCAAUGUCAUCCAGAAUCUUCAUGUUGAAACAAGAAUUAAGUUUGGGGCACCCAAUACUUAUUUUCCAAAGUGAGCCAACGCACUGUUGUUUGCUCUGUGCCUGCUUGGCUGCAUUUGUCACAAACUGAAACUAUCAGCAAUUUGAAUCCAUUAAGGGUAAUGGAUUCAAAUCAGCUUUUGCCUUGGAAUUUGAAACCUAAGUGAUCUGGUCCCCAAAUUGAUACAUUAUUUCUCAUGGACUUCAUGUCUUAGAAAUGCAUGACCUCAUUAACUGAUCAACAUAUCCGAGCAAAUCGGAGUAUAUGUAAUUUGUUUUUGUUUCAUUUCUUAAUUAACUUCAUGCUAAUUCGUUUGAUCUCAUGGGAGUUUCUUUCGUACAA